Messenger RNA from Archocentrus centrarchus (flier cichlid), 2446 nucleotides. RefSeq names its product adhesion G-protein coupled receptor F1-like. Gene Ontology annotation, molecular function: G protein-coupled receptor activity. Gene Ontology annotation, cellular component: membrane. Lineage: Eukaryota; Metazoa; Chordata; Actinopteri; Cichliformes; Cichlidae. Bases 62 to 2341 code for a protein of 759 amino acids. The record is from RefSeq and is a predicted model, not a curated record. The transcript has 10 exons. Gene Ontology annotation, biological process: adenylate cyclase-activating G protein-coupled receptor signaling pathway; cell surface receptor signaling pathway.
UUCAACGUUAAUUAUAUCAAGGUUUAUUAGCUCUGACAGUGGAAUUUAUGAAUGCAAGCUUAUGCGUGCAAAGGACAAAUCAUUUUUUCGACAGAAAACUGAAGGACCCAUCAUUCUGAAACAAAAACCCACAAUCACAGUCUCACCAAUCAUAAAGUUUGUGGGGUGCACGGAUGGAGAAGUGAAUCUGACGUGCAGUGUCAGUGAUGGGUACCAGGUUACAUUUCUGGACUUGCCUACUGCAGGCCCUGGUAAUGUGAUUAACUCUACAUAUAAAAUCGAUCAAAAUUGUGAAAAAGAGAAAAAGACGUUCACCUGUCAGUUGAACAAAAACCCUGCAUUUGCAAAAAAUAUAACACUCCAGUUAUCCACAGACUCCUUUCGCUGUAAAAAUGAAAUAUUUGGUAAAGGAAAUCUAGGUGACAAAGCUGCAGUGUCUUGUGAUCCAAAAAUUGUGGGACCAAACAAGGUGGGAGAAAUAACUGCAGUUUGUAUGGAAAAUAGAGAAUUUGGAAAUGUGCAAGACAACUGCAUCCUGCUACCAGUUCAGCUGCUGCUUGACGAGUCUCAGUUCUUGACUGCCACAACACUGCCAGCAUUUUUGGAACAGCUCAAAAAUGUCACUGUCAACUUAACUAAUGAAGUGGUUAAAUCUCCUCCCAACAUUAAGGCAAUUGUCAAAAUUCUCUCCAAUGUAGCCAACAAAUCUUCAUCUUUAAAUAUCUCGAUUAUAGAAGAUUCAAUGGAGAAUAUCCUGAUAACUGCAGGGAUUCUCACCCUUAAUGAAACAAAGCCAUCAUGGAACGUUCUGAACAUCAAUGAUACCAUAAACAUAUAUAACAACUCCAAAGCUGAAAGUGUCAGCUCAUCAUUCCUGCAGUCUCUUGAGAUAUUAACAAGUCAACUCAGCAAUACCACUUCUAAUAUUAACACAACAUCUAUUCAGUUAAACAAAACUAUAUUCAGAAACUCUUUCAAUGCUGUGUUUAAUUUUUCAGUGGAAAUAGAAAUACCAGAGGCUGAAGAAAAUAAAACAAUCACUACAAUAAUAUUUGACACAUUGGAUAAUGUACUCCCUGCAAGAGAUCAAGACAAUUCAUCAUUCAAUUUUAUAAAUGGCAGGGUUGCACUUGUUCAGUCCAGUGGUGAUAUCAAUAAUAUCUCUCUCACAUUUGAUAUUUUAAACUCUACACUGGGGAACCCUGAAUGUGUCUUCUGGAACUUCAGCCUCUUUGAUGGUCUGGGAGGAUGGGACAAUGAGGGCUGUGAGGUCGUGUUAAACAUAAAUGAAACGGGAACUGUGACCUGCAGCUGCAACCACCUGACCUCAUUCUCUAUCCUCAUGUCACCAAACAGUCCAAAGAAACUUUAUCUGGACAUUAUAACCUACAUUGGAGUUGGUCUGUCCAUGGGUUCAUUGGUCAUAUGUCUCAUCAUUGAAGCCCUCAUAUGGAGAAAAAUCAGAAAGAAUGAAACUUCUUACUUGCGUCAUGUUUCCAUUGUCAACAUUGCCGUGUCUCUCCUGAUUGCAAACAUCUGGUUUAUAGUUGGAGCGGCCAUUUCAGAUGCAGAUGUGAAAAACCCUCCAGCGUGCACUGCAGCUACCUUUUUUAUCCACUUUUUCUACCUAGCCCUGUUCUUCUGGAUGUUGGCCUCAGCUCUGCUGCUGCUCUACCGCACAACUAAUGUCUUUGGUGGAGGUUUGUCUAAAGCAUCUAUGCUGGCCAUUGGAUUCAUUCUAGGCUACGGGGCUCCUCUCAUCAUUGCAACAAUAACUAUUGCUGCAACUGCACCUGACAAUGGAUAUAUUCGAGAAAAUACAAUCUGCUGGCUCAACUGGGAUAAGACCAAGGCUCUACUGGCAUUUGUGAUUCCUGCACUUUUAAUAGUGGUCAUAAACCUCAUUAUCCUGGUUGUUGUGUUGUACAAAAUUGUGAGACGAAGGGUUGGGACGAAUGCUGCACAAGCAGGUGAGAGGCACGUUUUAGUGGUUAUUGCCAAGAGUUUGGCUGUGCUCACACCAUUUUUUGGAAUAACUUGGGGUUUGGGAGUUGGAAUCCUGACUAAUCCAGAGAACGAAGGAAUCCAUAUUGCAUUUGCAUUCUUCAAUUCACUGCAGGGCUUCUUUAUUUUGGUGUUUGGAACACUGUUGGAUAGUAAGGUACGGUCAGAAAUAGCAGCAUUGUCACAACUUUCCAGCAGCAGAAGUGGGACGGGGACAACCAGUGCUGGAAACUCAUCAUCAAGUGGAUUUGGAUUUUUAAGGAACCUGAGACGUGGAAGAGAUGGCUACCACGUGUCUUCUAGUGCAUCCAAUGAUUUACAUUCUGCAAACACAUAAAUUGUUCAGCUAGCUGUGGUCAUUCGACAACCAACAAUGCAAGUCUGGCGUUAUUGAUGUUUUAUUUUUUUCCCCACAGCAAUAAUAAGUUCAGCUGGGAUAGUU